AUGUCAAGAUUUUUUGCAUCAGGAUAUGCAUCAGAAACUUCAUCUGAAGAAGAAGAUUUAUUAUCAACUUCCGAAGAAGAAUUGUUAUCAUCGUCAGAUGAAGAACAAUUAGAAGAAGGGGAAGAUGAAGAUGAAGAUAAAGUUGAUAGUGAUUUUUUUAAUAACGAAGAUGAAAGUUCAAGUGAUGAUGAUGAAGUACCAACUGGUCCGACAUAUUUUUUAAAAAAAUCAUUCCUUAAAGGUUCAGCUGGAGAUUCAGAUUCAGAAUCAGAUGAUGAGGGUAGAUCAAAAAUUGUUAAAUCUUCAAGAGAUAAAGUUUCAGAAGAAAUGAAAUCAUCAAUAAGUUUAAUUAAAACUGAAUCAAAUUGGAAUAAAAUUUUAAUUGAAUUUGAUAAAUUAAUAAAAUUAACAAGUAAAUACAAUAAUUUAGUUCCAAAAUCUUUUAUUAGUUUAUUAGGUCAUUUAAAUGAAUCAAAAGUACAAACUGCAGAUUUAUCAUCGGAUGAAGCAAAAUCAUUUGUUAUUUUAAAACAAAGAGUUAAAAAACAAUUGAAAGAAUUUCAGUCAUAUUAUGAUUCAUAUAUUGAAAAUCCAGAAAAUUUUGAUUCUGAUGAACCUUUAACUAGUGUAAAAUCAUUAGAAUCAACUGAUAAUAAUCAAGGUAAAGAAUAUAGUUUGAUAUUUAAAACUCUAAAAGAAGUUAAAGAUAAUAGAGGUAAAAAGAAUGUUGAUAAACAUUUACAAAUACAAAUGCUUGAAGAAUUAUUUAAUUCUGAAAUAACUACAUUUGAAUCAAUAUUAAUUUAUCAAAUGUUAUUAUCUAUAAGAUUUGAUGCUUCUUCAAAUCAAGCAUUUAUGCCAUUAGAUCAAUGGCAAAAAAAUUUAAAUGAUUUAAUUAAAUUAUUGGAUAUUUUGGAAAAAGACCAAACUUAUGUUUUAAGUGAAAAAGGUCAAAUUUUGGAUGAAAUUGAUGUUGAACCAGAAGCUGAUGAAAAUGGAGUUAAAACAAUUUAUGGUAGUAUAACUUCAUAUAUAGAUAGAAUUGAUGAUGAAUUUACAAAAUCAUUAAAUAAUAUUGAUGCUCAUUCAAAUGAAUAUAUUGAUAGAUUGAAAGAUGAAAUUAAAGUUUAUUCAAUGAUUAUUAGAGGUUUAAAAUAUAUUGAAUCAAUUGAAGAAAGUCAUCAUCAAAUUAAUAGAUUAACUUAUAAUAAAUUGAAACAUUUAUAUUAUAAAAGUGAUAAACUUAUUAAAAUUAUGGAAAAAGAAAUAGGAAAUGAUGUUGUUGCAGAGAAAUUGAUCAAGGAGUUAGUUGAUAAAUUAGCAGAUGAUGAAAAUUAUAGAGAUAAUGCUAUUUUAUUCCAUAGUUAUUACUUAUCAUUGAACAACAAUUUUUCAGCUUCAAAAGAUUUAUUUAUUAAAUCAAAAUUAGCAAGUGAUCAAGCAGUAAAUUAUAAUAGAGCUUUAGUUCAAUUAGCAUUAUGUUCAUUCCGUUUAGGUAACAUUGCUGAAUCUAUUACAAUGUUGACUGAACUUAUUAAUAGUCAAAGAAUUAAGGAAUUACUUGCACAAAGUAUUCCACAGAAAUUUGGUACACCAUCUGACAAAUCUAAAUUCAUUCCAUUUCAUCAACAAAUAAAUAUUGAUUUAUUGGAAUGUGUAUAUACAACAGCAACUUUAUUACAUGAAGUUCCAUUAAUAGCAUUAAAUAAUAAAGAUUUAUCAAAGAAGAAAGAUACUUCAUUAAGAACUAAAUUACAAUACUACCAAAAACAAUUUUUCCAAGGUCCACCAGAAAGUACAAGAGAUUAUUUAAUUCAUUCAGCAAUUGCAUUACAAAAAGGUGAUUGGAAAAAAUCAUAUAAUUUAAUAAGCUCAAUUAAAUUAUGGAAUUUAUUCUCAAAUCAUGAAGAAUUAUUACUGAUGUUGAAAAAUCAAUUACAAGUUCAAGGUUUAAAAACUUAUAUUUAUAUUUAUAAAACAAUUUAUACAAAAUUAUCAAUUGAUAAAUUAUCAACAAUUUUUGAAUUGACAAAAGAUGAUGUUAUAAAAAUUGUAAAUGAAAUAAUUGAAUUGGGUAAUAUAUCAGGUUCAAUAUCAAAUGAUUUUAUUGUAUUUGAUAAAGAAAUAACAAGAUCAAAAUUACAAGAAUCUGCAAUUAAAUUGAAUGGUUUUAUACAAUUAUUAAGUGAAAAGAAUGAAAAAACUGGUUCAAAUGGUUAUGGUAAAAAACAAAAUCAACAACAAAAUCAACAACCACAACAACAAGAACAAUCAAAGGAACAAGCUGAUGAAAAGGAGAAAGAAAUCUCUUAUAGAUAUGCUAAUGUAGUUAAUGAUUUUUAA
Insectozyma verbasci is the source of this 2343-nucleotide messenger RNA. Lineage: Eukaryota; Fungi; Ascomycota; Pichiomycetes; Serinales; Debaryomycetaceae. The record is from the annotation of a GenBank genome assembly.